This is a messenger RNA of Exserohilum turcica Et28A, 788 nucleotides long. RefSeq lists its product as uncharacterized. Gene Ontology annotation, molecular function: RNA binding. The record is from RefSeq and is a predicted model, not a curated record. Gene Ontology annotation, biological process: tRNA processing. Gene Ontology annotation, cellular component: nucleolar ribonuclease P complex. The transcript has a single exon. Lineage: Eukaryota; Fungi; Ascomycota; Dothideomycetes; Pleosporales; Pleosporaceae. Bases 8 to 757 code for a protein of 249 amino acids.
GGCUCGCAUGCGCAUCUUGCGCCGCUGCAACAUCUUCCUGACCGACUCGGCCUCCAACUUCCGCAUCCCCCAGCUGCAGCAGCACUACGACCUCGUGGCCGCGCGCCCCACCGACGAGCGCACCCUGCAGCAGGCCUGCCAGAGCCUCGACGUGGACAUCAUCUCGCUCGACCUGACCCGCCGCUUCGAGACCCACUUCAAGUUUCCUAUGCUAGGCACGGCCAUCUCGCGAGGAAUCAAGAUAGAAAUAUGCUACAGCCAGGGUAUCAUGUCAAAUGAUCCUGCGGCCAAGCGCAACCUGAUCGGCAAUGCGGUCCAACUGAUACGUGUGACCAGAGGACGGGGUCUGAUAUUCAGCUCCGAGGCAAAGACGGUCCUCGGCAUACGGGCGCCCAGCGAUGUCAUCAACCUGGCUUCCGUCUGGGGCCUCGGCACAGAAAAGGGCAAGGACGGCCUCACCAAGGAGCCAAGGAGCGUCGUCGAGUACGCCCGACUCAAGCGCCGGAGCUUCAAGGGCAUCGUCGACAUUGUCCACGCAGGCGACAAGCCGCCCGAGAAGCCAGUCGCAGAAGCCAAGCACAAGCACGCGCAAAAGGCAAAAGCAAAUACAAACCAGAAUGGCAAGCGCCCUGGAGACAGCCUCGACUCGACGCCCACACACGAGUCAAAAGCUGAGAAGCCCAUCUCCAAGCGCCAGCAGGCAAAGAACAAAAAAGCCAAAGUGCACGAAGCCACCACGCAGGAAGCGUCCGCGUAGAAGAGCUAGUAGUUUGAGGCAGAAGAUACCC